CUGCGGGUCUGAAUCUGCAGCCUCCGGGACCGCAGAGAGAUACUAUUGUGGCUCGCUGUGACGCAGUUUGUUCUCCUUCUUCUCCUCCUCUUCUCCUCCGGCUGAAGGUUGACGUGGACUCUGCGAUGGAUCAGUGUGAGGACGCCGGGGGCGGAGCCUCUAAAACCGACCGGACCGAAGCCCACAGGCUCCAUCAGGCACCAGAGUCUCCUGAACCUGGACCUAGACCUGAACCUGAACCUGGACCUGAACCUGAAUCUGAAUCUGAAUUCAGCUUUGUGUCCCAGAAGAGUUUUCAGUCCAGGGAGCCUCCAAUUGCUUUUGGACAAUCUGCUGAUAGACAGCUCCAUCAGACACCGGAGUCUCCUAAACCUGGACCUGGACCUGAAUCUGGACCUGAAUCUGGACCUGAAUCUGAACCUGAAUCUGAAUUCAGCUUUGUUUCCCAGAAGAGUUCUCAGUCCAUGGAUUAUCCGAUUGCUUUUCUUCAAUCUGCUGAUAGACAAGUGGACGAGGACAGCCCAGGGGUUCCCAGAGGUCAGACUGCCCAGCAGCAUCAGAUACACCUGGACUCCAUAUUUAUGCCGCUGAGGCAAAACAUCUUCACUUUUGUGGAGAACGAGCUGAACAAGGUCCAGAAGGUUCUGAGUUGCGAUUACCUAGAAUACUUUGAGAGUCAGGGGGAUGAUCAGGAGGAUGAAGAGCAAACGAGGAACAGCAGAGAGGCCUUUCUGAAAAUCACACAGCACUUCCUGAGGAGACUGAAGCAGGAGGAGCUGGCUGACCGUCUGCACAGCACACGACAUCUGCUUGUUGUUUGCAAAAGAAAACUUAAAUCCAACCUGCAGAAAAAGUUCCAGUGUGUGUUUGAGGGGAUCUCUAAAGCAGGAAACCCAACCCUUCUGAAUCAGAUCUACACAGAGCUCUACAUCACAGAGGGAGGGACUGCAGAGGUCAAUGAGGAACAUGAGGUCAGACAGAUCGAAACAGCAUCCAUGAAACCAGUCAGACCAGAAACAGCAAUCAAGUGUGAAGACAUCUUCAAAGGCUCACCUGGAAGAGAUGAACCAGUCAGAACAGUGCUGACAAAGGGAGUGGCUGGCAUUGGGAAAACAGUCUUAACACAGAAGUUCACUCUGGACUGGGCUGAAGACAAAACCAACCAGGACAUCCACUUCACAUUUCCAUUCACUUUCAGAGAGCUGAAUGUGCUGAAAGAGAGAAAGUUCAGCUUGGUGGAACUUGUUCAUCUCUUCUUUCCUGAAACCAAAGAAGCAAGAAUCUGCAGGUUUGAAGAGUUCCAUGUUGUGUUCAUCUUUGACGGUCUGGAUGAAUGUCGACUUCCUCUGGACUUCCACAACACUGAGAUCCUGACUGAUGUCACAGAGUCCACCUCAGUGGUUGUGCUGCUGACAAACCUCAUCAGGGGGAAACUGCUUCCCUCUGCUCGCCUCUGGAUAACCACACGACCUGCAGCAGCCAAUCAGAUCCCUGCUGACUGUGUUGACAUGGUGACAGAGGUCAGAGGGUUCACUGACCCACAGAAGGAGGAGUACUUCAGGAAGAGAUUCAGAGAUGAGGAGCAGGCCGGCAGAAUCAUCUCCCACAUCAAGGCAUCACGAAGCCUCCACAUCAUGUGCCACAUCCCAGUCUUCUGCUGGAUCUCCGCUACAGUUCUGGAUCUGAUGAAAACUAGAGAGGGAGGAGAGCUGCCCAAGACCCUGACUGAGAUGUACAUCCACUUCCUGGUGGUUCAGUUCAAACUGAAAAACGUCAAGUAUCAUGGAAAAUCUGGGACGGAUCCACACUGGAAUAAAAAAACCAGGAAGAUGAUUGAGUCCCUGGGAACACUGGCUUUUGAUCAGCUGCAGAAAGGAAACAUGAUCUUCUAUGACUCAGACCUGACAGAAUGUGGCUUCGAUAUCAGAGCAGCGUCAGUGUACUCAGGAGUGUUCACACAGGUCUUUAGAGAGGAGAGAGGACUGUACCAGGACAGGGUGUUCUGCUUCGUCCAUCUGAGUGUUCAGGAGUUUCUGGCUGCUCUUCAUGUCCAUCUGACCUUCAUCAAGUCUGGAGUCAAUCUGAUGUCAGAGGAACCAACAGAGACGCGUCUCUACCAGAGUGCUGUGGACAAGGCCUUACAGAGUCCAAAUGGACACCUGGACUUGUUCCUCCGCUUCCUCCUGGGUCUUUCUCUGGAGACCAAUCAGAAUCUCCUCAGAGGUCUGCUGACACAGACAGGAAGUAGCUCACAGACCAAUCAGGAAACAGUCCAGUACAUCAAGGAGAAGAUCAACAAAGAUCUCUCUGCAGAGAGAAGCAUCAACCUGUUCCACUGUCUGAAUGAACUGAAUGAUCGUUCUCUAGUGGAGGAGAUCCAACAGUCCCUGAGAUCAGGAAGUCUCUCCACAGAUAAACUGUCUCCUGCUCAGUGGUCAGCUCUGGUCUUCAUCUUACUGUCAUCAGAAACAGAUCUGGACGUGUUUGACCUGAAGAAAUACUCUGCUUCAGAGGAGGCUCUUCUGAGGCUGCUGCCAGUGGUCAAAGCCUCCAACAACGCUCUGCUGAGUGGCUGUAACCUGUCAGAGAGAAGCUGUGAAGCUCUGUCUUCAGUCCUCAGCUCCCAGUCCUCCAGUCUGAGAGAGCUGGACCUGAGUAACAACAACCUGCAAGAUUCAGGAGUGGAGCGGCUGUCUGAUGGACUGAAGAGCCAACAAUGUACUCUCAAAUGUCUCAGGCUGUCUGGUUGCAUGAUCACAGAGAAAGGCUGUGCUUCUCUGGCCUCAGCUCUGAGCUCCAACCCCUCCCACUUGAGAGAGCUGGACCUGAGCUACAAUCAUCCAGGAGACUCAGGAGAGAAGCUGGCUGCCUUACGAGAUGAUCAACAAACGGGAUUGAAUACUCUCAGGCUGGAGCCGGCUGGAGCCCAGUGGUUGAAACCAGGUCUGAGGAAGUAUUUAUGUGAACUCACAUUCGACACAAACACAGUGAACGGAAAGAUCAAACUGUCUGACGACAACAGGAAGGUGACGCAUGUGGAGGAGGAUCAGUCGUACCCUGACCAUCCAGACAGGUUUGACUACUGGCCUCAGCUGCUGUGCACGACUGGCCUGACUGGACGCUGUUACUGGGAGGUCGAGUGGAGCGGCGGCCUCGAUAUAUCUCUGACCUACAAAGGACUCGGCAGGAAAGGAGACAGCAAAGACUGUCUGUUUGGAUGGAACGACCGGUCCUGGAGCGUGAACUGCUUCGAUGGCGGUUACGCUUACAGGCACAAUAACAGAGAGAUGUCCCUCCACGCGGCGUCCUCCUCCUCCUCUGUCUCUCCCAGGUUAGGAGUGUAUGUGGACUGUCCCGCCGGCACUCUGUCCUUCUACAGUGUCUUCCCCGACACCCUGAUCCACAUUCACACCUUCAACACCACGUUCACCGAGCCUCUGUAUCCUGGCUUUGGGUUCUGGUGUAACUGGUUUGGUUCCUCAGUGUCUCUGUGUCCUCUGUAAGAGGGACAGGAAACAGAAUGAAGAGGAUGAGUAUGUUUUUCUGUUGCCGUGAUACAAUGACCCUCUUCAUUUACUCAUUUAAACAGUAGCCUUACCUUUGUUGCAGUCAUGCAGGCAAAAAUUUUAAUUUGUGAUUCUGAUUCCAGUAAAAGUCAGAUGUUAAAGUGUUGGGCGGCGUUCAGACUGCAGGCAGACCUGGGCCUCUUUCAUAAGCGCUCCUGAAUCAGAUACAGGUCUGCUGUUUUUUGUUCCAUAAGUGAAGAGAGUAUUGGGCAAUAAGAACAGAUUUUUUUGGACAAUGAGGACAGCUUUGUUUUGACAAUUAGGACAGUUUUAUUUUGACAAUUAGGACAGUUUUGUUUGGACAACAAGGACAGUUUUGUUUGAACAAUAAUGACAGGUUCUUUUGGACAAUAAUGACAGAUUUUUUUACAAUGAGGACAGAUUUGUUUGGACAAUGAGGACAGGAUUUUUGGACAAGGACAUUUUUGAACAGUAACAUGAAUAAAGUAAUUUUGAUUUGAUUGAUUGAUUGAUGUCCACAUAUGUGGUCCAAAAUUGCCGAAAGGCUUGCUUCAUUUCUGAAGUUUGUUUGUUUUAACCAGCGAUGGUCUUUGGCCACAUUUUGAAAAUAACAUGAACAGCCAAACAAAAAACGGCAAUCUGAGCCAGAAAACCCAAAGUGAGCCUGAAGCCCUGCAGAGUGGACGCAGCCAGAGAAACACUGGUUUUAUUUUACUUUUAUUGCCAUUUAUCUGGUUUUAUAUUGUAACUUUUAACUGUUUUUGCUUUGUCAGGCUAGUUAACCAAUUAACUGCCCAGAUUACAAACUGAAUGAAAUGAUAAAUGAUCUGGAACAAUGUGUACUGUAACACAUCAAGUGAAGAGGGGGUGUAGGGACACUGAACCCCACAGACAAACUCUUUUCAUUUGUGAAACUAAAUUGGACCUUAUUUGGAAAUGUAAGCAGCCACACAUGUUUAAGUCAGCAGCAUUCUUUGGACACAAAAACACUGAAGACUGAACUCAGUUCCCCAGGAUCCUUCACAUCAAUGUGUGAAGCAUGCUGGGUAGAUUCAUGUUGUCUCCACUGACAGGAAAGACUCUCAGCUCUCCAUGCAACACACCAUCAUCUGGAGUAAACCCGUCGAAAAGCAGCUGCUCAAACAACACCUGCCACAAGAUUAAUGUUAGCACCAAGCUGCUGCAGUUUCCUCCAAUCUGGACACCACUCAGCAAAGACUUCAAACAUUUUCUUUAGUGGUGGAUUCUCCAAACAAAGAGUUCCUGGGCUUUAGCACAGCAACAGUGUUUGACUUGUUUCAGUGUUCAUGAUUGUUAUGAUUAAAAGUUUUGAGCUUCAUUGUUAAAAUGUGUUUUUGUUUUGCUUUAUUUUAAUGAAAUGCUUUUACGAAUAUACAUGCUGCCGUUUUACUUUGUAGAGACACAGAAUCUUUAAACUUUCACCAAGUUUUGCCAUGGUUUUCAGAAUUGACAUCUGUACAAUAGGCAAUAGGGACAGGUUUUUGGACAGUAAGGACAGGUUUUUAGACCGUAAGGACAGGUUUUUGGACAAUGGGGACAGGUUUUUUGACAAUAAGGACAGUUUUUGGACAAUGGGGACAGGUUUUUGGGCAGUAAGGACAGGUUUUUGAACAAUGUGGACCGUUUUUGGAAAAUAAGGACAGGUUUUUAGACAGUAAGUACAGGUUUUUGGACAGUAAGAACAGGUUUUUGGACAAUGGGGACAGGUUUUUGGAGGGUCAAAAGAUGCCAUAUUGAUAUAUUGUGUGUUUUGUUUUGCUUAAUUUUAAUUAAAUGCUUUUUGGAAUAUA
This is a messenger RNA of Centropristis striata (black sea bass), 5338 nucleotides long. RefSeq names its product NLR family CARD domain-containing protein 3-like. The transcript is spliced from 11 exons. The coding region runs from base 126 to 3503 and encodes 1125 amino acids. The record is from RefSeq and is a predicted model, not a curated record. Gene Ontology annotation, molecular function: protein binding. Lineage: Eukaryota; Metazoa; Chordata; Actinopteri; Perciformes; Serranidae.